Messenger RNA from Ceratosolen solmsi marchali, 1171 nucleotides. It is a transcript of the gene Cpap3-b, whose product is annotated as cuticular protein analogous to peritrophins 3-B. Gene Ontology annotation, cellular component: extracellular region. Gene Ontology annotation, molecular function: chitin binding. The transcript is spliced from 4 exons. Bases 206 to 1093 code for a protein of 295 amino acids. The record is from RefSeq and is a predicted model, not a curated record. Lineage: Eukaryota; Metazoa; Arthropoda; Insecta; Hymenoptera; Agaonidae.
GUUGAACACUCAGUUGUAGUCUCCUGUGAUUGAAACAUUCAUUCGGCAGAACAACCGUAUUCAACUGUGUAACUUGUAACUUCAUUCUAAGGCAUUGGUUACUUUUUUUUUUUUUUAAUUUUAGCUACAGCUAGAAUCGAUCUUGUGCCAAUCAUUUAUCCAUUGCCGUCGAGUUGCCUCUUCGGCUACUAGAUUCAACGGUACCAUGAAGUUUGAGAUUCUCCUCUGCUGCCUGCUUGUUCUUAGUACGACCUCAGCGCUAUCACGUAAAGAAGAAGCUGCUGAACAGAAUCGACGCAAAGCCUCGCAAGCGCUUUACAAAUCGCAGCCGAAUCGCCAAACCGUGAGGAAUAAGGAAGCUGAAGAGUUCGAUGAGGAUGAGGUGUCGGAUCAAUGCCCCGAGCCGAACGGCUUCUUUCCCGAUGCAGAGCAGUGCGACAAGUAUUACGAUUGCCGAGAUGGCAGCUUGAUGGAAAAGCUUUGCCCCGAUGGUCUGGUCUUUAACGAUUUUAGUCCCCAGCACGAGAAAUGCGACCUGCCUUUCGGCAUUGACUGUUCCAAGAGAUCCAAACUUCAGACUCCGAAACCGACUCCUCACUGUCCACGCAUGCACGGUUACUUCGCCCAUGAAGAUCCAACAAACUGCAAUACUUUCUAUUACUGCGUUGAAGGUAAAUUCAAUAUGAUAAAAUGUCCGGAUGGUUUGGUCUUUUCUGAGAAGACGGGAAUCUGCAACUGGCCUGACGAGGCUCAAAAAAAAGGGUGUGGAUCCCGGGAGCUUUUCAACUUCACUUGCCCAAAAGUUGACGAGAGUAUAGCCGCCACCCAUCCACGUUAUCCCGAUGCAGAGGAUUGUCAAUUCUUCUACGUAUGUAUAAACGGCGAAACGCCAAGACGAAGUGGCUGCAAGCUUGGCCAGGCAUUUGACGAGCGAACUGGCAAGUGCGACUGGGCCCGUAAGAUUCCAGAAUGUAAAGAUUGGUAUAAGGAUGUAUUGACAGAUGUUGAAUUAGAUGCUCUGGAAAAUCCACCAAAACCAAAAACAACAGGAUCAAAUGCCAGAAGGAAAGGACCUAAAAGAGAAGCUGAAUGAGCUAAAUAAUAGUCUUGAAAUAAUUUGUUUAUUUACUGUUUUCUAUUUAGAAAAUAUUUCUAUAUUUAGACAGUUGUG